Messenger RNA from Neoarius graeffei (lesser salmon catfish), 1848 nucleotides. RefSeq names its product down-regulator of transcription 1 (gene dr1). The record is from RefSeq and is a predicted model, not a curated record. The coding region runs from base 367 to 900 and encodes 177 amino acids. The transcript is spliced from 4 exons. Lineage: Eukaryota; Metazoa; Chordata; Actinopteri; Siluriformes; Ariidae. Gene Ontology annotation, biological process: negative regulation of transcription by RNA polymerase II; RNA polymerase II preinitiation complex assembly; chromatin remodeling. Gene Ontology annotation, cellular component: negative cofactor 2 complex. Gene Ontology annotation, molecular function: general transcription initiation factor activity; protein heterodimerization activity; core promoter sequence-specific DNA binding.
CAGCUUUGCAUUGUGGGAUUGACUCUGAAGAUCGCUAUAACAACCGUGAAGGGAGAAUUUAAUAUCAGAAAAGUAAUGAAUUAAAUGCUGGUUUCGGGGUGUUUAGUGCAAUAUAACUUCAUAAUGCCUCCGUUUAUAAUCAGUUUAGUCGUAUAGCCAAGUUUCCACUGUAACGUGGUUUGUUUUGGUCGCAGGAAUUCAGCAUUAAUUAGUAACACGUUAAGCCUGUCAAAAUUAAGCCCAGACAGUGGGGAAACCGAGCCAGGCUCCUUCACUGCUCCGAUUUGUCUUCCCUGUCUUUAAACUUGGUCCACUAGCUCCCUGGAGAAGCUCACGUGAAAUCAAAAGUGAGUUUAGAGGUAAAGAAUGGCUUCCUCGUCCGGAAACGACGACGACCUCACCAUCCCGAGGGCAGCCAUCAACAAGAUGAUUAAAGAAACGCUUCCUAACGUGCGGGUGGCCAACGACGCCCGGGAGCUGGUGGUGAACUGCUGCACCGAGUUCAUCCACCUGGUUUCCUCUGAGGCCAAUGAGAUCUGCAACAAAUCUGAGAAGAAGACCAUCUCCCCGGAGCAUGUCAUCAACGCACUUGAAAGUCUCGGUUUUGGAUCCUACAUAACGGAGGUGAAGGACGUUUUGCAGGAAUGUAAGACGGUUGCACUGAAACGGAGAAAGGCCAGCUCACGUCUAGAAAAUCUCGGCAUCCCAGAAGAGGAGCUUCUCCGUCAGCAGCAGGAGUUAUUUGCCAAGGCACGGCAGCAGCAGGCUGAGCUUGCCCAGCAGGAGUGGCUGCAGAUGCAGCAGGCAGCGCAGCAGGCUCAGUUAGCAGCAGCAGCUUCAGCCACAGCAGCUCAACACGCCCGAUCCUCCCAGGAAGAUGAUGAAGAGGAUGACAUGUGAUUCAUUUUCUCUCUCUCUCUCUCUCUCUCUCUCUCUCUUGCAGUAUCCGUUUAUAUUGACUUUUUAGAAAAUACCAUGGCCAGACGGCUGUUUUAUUUGGCCCUCCUCUUAUGUCAAAAUAGCGUUAGGCUUUUUUCUUCCUUUUCUUUUUCUGAGACCUAUUUCUGCUUUUCUUUCAGACAGUUAAGAUAUUUUAAGGUGCACCAUAUUGUAUGUGCAUCAUUGUUUUUGGACAUUGAGCCGUAUAACACGUUGGCGGCAGAAGAUGCAUUAUGUUUAAAUGUUCUCAGUUUGGUGCAGGAAUGAGUGUUUAAACUCAAAUGCCUCCUAUUUUAGGUGUCCUGUAGAAUUUUUUUUUUUGUAAAAUAGUUGAGUUAAAAUCUUGAAUUUUUUCCUGAAGAAUUGAUUUUUACAACAGUGGUUCCUUCCCUGUCUUGCUCUGUGCGUGCAGCAGAGGGCUGACCUGGGUUGUAAAGUAGGACUUUUUUUUUUAAGUUCAAGUCUGUAAGAGUACAGUGUAUGUAGGAUGCAGCUUUUGUCUGGCCUGUGUUCAGAACAGUAUUGAAAGGAGAACUACAAAAUAAUAUCUGUCUCUUUAGUACCAAAGAUGGAGAUGAAACUUCAGUCACCAGAUAGUCUUAAGAAACCUCUGGACAGUUUUACACUCUUUACAGAAAGAAACUCUGGUCACUGAUGGCACUGAACUAUGUCACCAUCAGUGUCCCUAUAUUGAUAGCAACUAUCAAACUGUAAAAUGUAUUCAUAUCCAAGCAGAAGGUUUUUGUUCCUCUGUAUCUCUCUGGUGCAAUGUGUAGAAGUUGCAUUGUGAAUAUGUGGUUAAUUAUCUUGUGACGAUUGGUAAAUUUUAGUUGAGGCACGUGUUCACAUGGCUUUGCAGGAGCUGUAAGCUGUAUUCUCUAAGCAAUAAAAGUCAACAUGUUUUAUAAA